This is a messenger RNA of Loa loa (African eye worm), 1530 nucleotides long. RefSeq lists its product as hypothetical. Gene Ontology annotation, molecular function: dipeptidyl-peptidase activity; serine-type exopeptidase activity. The record is from RefSeq and is a predicted model, not a curated record. The transcript has 12 exons. Gene Ontology annotation, biological process: proteolysis. Lineage: Eukaryota; Metazoa; Nematoda; Chromadorea; Rhabditida; Onchocercidae. Bases 1 to 1530 code for a protein of 509 amino acids.
AUGCUAACGAAAGCAAUAAUAUAUGUUACAAUAUUACUUAUUGGAAAUGGAAAUGCAUUACGUUUGUAUGAUCCUGUAACUCGUAUUGAAUUACAGCAAAAAAAGGGUGACAAAAAUUACAAAUGGUCCGAAGAAUGGUUGGAAAAUGUACCCAUUGAUCAUUUCUCAUUUCAUGACAAUCGAACUUUUCGCUUACGUUAUUUAAUAAACACCGAUUAUUUCGCUCAUAAUGGACCAAUUUUUUUCUACACUGGUAAUGAAGGAAAUGUUGAAUUGUUUGCACAGAAUACAGGUUUAAUGUGGGAUUUAGCACCACAAUUGAAUGCAAUGGUUGUAUUUGCUGAACAUCGAUUUUAUGGGAAAUCACAACCAUUCGGUAAUAAAAGUUAUAUAACAAUUCAAAAUUUCGGUUACUUAUCAUCCGAACAAGCAUUGGGUGAUUUUGCACUCCUCAUAAAUCAUCUUAAAAAUAAAUAUCUUUCAAUGGCUCAAAAUUCAUCUGUUAUCGCAUUUGGUGGAUCAUAUGGUGGUAUGCUUGCUGCAUGGAUGCGUAUCAAAUAUCCACAUUUGGUUGAAGGAUCGAUAGCAUCAAGUGCUCCGGUUUUUUGGUUUAUUGAUAUGUCUGUACCGGAUGAUGCAUAUAGUCAUAUUGUUAAACGUUCUUUUGUGAAUUCCGGUUGCAUCGAGAGAAAUAUAAUUAAUGGAUGGAUUGCACUUAAAAAUUUAUCCUCAACAGCAUCUGGUCGAGAUUAUCUCAAUCGUUUAUUUCAUUUGGAUAAAAAAUCGUACUUGAAAAGCAAUACUGAUUGGAUAAUGCUUAAAGAAUACCUUGAAGAUAUAUUUCAAUCAAUGGCUAUGGUUAAUUAUCCAUAUCCGAGCAAUUAUUUAGCUAAACUUCCAGGAUGGCCUGUUAAAGUUGCAUGUCAAUUUUUCAACAAUACUAACAAACAAACUGAUAAAGAAUUGGCGCAAAGUAUGUAUGGGAUAAUGAACCUUUAUUAUAAUUAUACAGGCCAAAAGGAGCAAUUUUGUAUUGAUCCAAAAGUAUGUAAAGAUACCGCAUAUGAAGCACUUGGUGAUCCAAUAGGUUGGUCAUGGCAGUCCUGCACUGAAAUGAUCAUGCAACUAUGUUCCAGUGGUCCACCUAAUGAUUUCUUCAUUAAAAAUUGCCCAUUUACUCUUGAAGAUCAAGAAUCAUACUGUAUCAAUGCAUUUGGUAAACUUGGAUAUACAAAAAAUUUAAUGCGACCACAUUGGAGUAUUUUAAAUUAUGGUAAUCAAUAUCCAACGGCUACAAAUAUUAUAUUCAGUAACGGAUAUCUGGAUCCAUGGUCUGCUGGUGGUUGGUCAUUAAAAUCACAACUGAUAGGACCAUUAAUUAGUAUUAUCAUUAAGGAUGGUGCGCAUCAUUACGAUCUACGUGGUGAGCAUCAAUUGGAUACGAAAUCAGUGAAAGAAGCAAGAUUGUUGGAAAAAUUAUGCAUCAAACAUUGGUUAAAAGUAGCAAAAAUGAAGAAACAAAAAAGUUAA